AUGUCAUCGUUCCGAAUUCCAUCCGCCCCUGUUCGCGCACUCAAUCUUGGCUUGCUGCCAAAGAGUUCACCAAUCUAUCAUGCCGCACUUCAGAUCCGGGCAAAGAGCACAGCAGCGGCAUCAACAGCACCAAGUCCUCGUAGCACUGAUCUCUGGAAGAAGCAGAGCAUCAACAACAAUCACAGCAGCGAAGCCUCGACAGGAAAUACGACCCUAGCUCAGGCACCCAUAUAUACCACCGGACUCAGCCGUCUCCGAGAACACUAUACCACCUCCAUCCAGGAGGACAUCAUGAUUACAUCCUACCGACACCACCACAAGCAAAAGAAACAGAUCCCGGAGGGCGUUAAGGUGGAGUUGAAGGGUAACAAACACCUGAAGCCAUUGCCAAGGGCAUCAUCACCGACAGAGAUCCCAGAGUUGGUCAAGAUCGACGUUCACUGCAUGAUGAAGGAGGCGAUUACGAGCAAGUACAACCUGUUGAGCGGUGUCAUGGCGAUCCAAUCUAUAACAGGAGAGACACCGGAGAUCAUCUUCGCCAAGAAGGGCGUUCAUAACUGGAAGCUUCGGAAAGGAAUGCCUAUUGGUUGUAGAGUGACAUUGAAGGGCGACAAGAUGUAUCAGUUCCUGGACAAGCUAGUUGAAGUGGUUCUUCCAAAGAUGAAGGAGUGGCCUGGGUUGCCUGAGGGAUCAGGAGACGGCACAGGAAACAUUGGAAUGGGAUUCCCCCCGUCGGCGCUUUCGCUCUUUCCGGAAAUCGAGAGCAACUUUGAUAUGUAUCCUCGGAUGACGGGAUUCGACAUUACGUUCAACACGACCGCAUAUACCAAUAUGGAUGCCCGGCUCUUGAUGAGUGGGUUUAAUAUGCCCUUCCAAAAGUCCAACUCUGGUGGUGCUGCUGCUGCAAGGAAGGAUUCUUCUGCAGCUGUUGGUGAGGCUAAGAAGGCUGAAGACCCAAAACCAACGGACGCAUAA
Molecule: messenger RNA, 975 nt
Organism: Linnemannia hyalina
Lineage: Eukaryota; Fungi; Mortierellomycota; Mortierellomycetes; Mortierellales; Mortierellaceae
Source: the annotation of a GenBank genome assembly